Molecule: messenger RNA, 1706 nt
Organism: Dinoponera quadriceps
Lineage: Eukaryota; Metazoa; Arthropoda; Insecta; Hymenoptera; Formicidae
Product: putative serine/threonine-protein kinase C05D10.2
Exons: 4
Coding region: 271-759 (162 amino acids)
Biological process (GO): intracellular signal transduction; protein phosphorylation
Cellular component (GO): nucleus; cytoplasm
Molecular function (GO): protein serine/threonine kinase activity; ATP binding
Source: RefSeq, a predicted model, not a curated record
AUGAAAGAAAGCUGCUCGCGCCGCGGCUCGCCUGGCGGAGAUGAGCGGGGAUGUGAUUGCGCCGCGACGACUCGCAACUUCCGCCUGUAAGCCUCUCUCUCUGGUGUCGCCGGCACCGGCUCCUCGGCGGAUCUCCCGAGCCCCGGCCGCCGUCGCCGUCGCGACGAUGUCGGAGAGGAAGGCCCCCGAGAAGGUCUCCGAGAUUGACGAGCACAUCAGCAAACAGUACGACGUCGUGCGACGCCUCGGCAAAGGGGCCUACGGCAUAGUAUGGAAGGCGAUCGAGAAGAAGAAACAGGACACGGUCGCGGUGAAGAUCUUCGACGCUUUCCGAAAUCAGACGGACGCGAGAUCAUGUUCCUGCUGUCGUUCGUCAAUUACGAGAACAUCAUCCGGCUGAUCGGGCUGCACAGGGCGAACAACGACCGGGACAUUUAUCUGGUUUUCGUAUACAUGGAAACGGAUCUACACAAUGUCAUCAAGCGCGGCAAUAUCCUCAAGGACAUCCACAAGAUUUUCAUCAUGCACCAACUUUUUAAGGCGAUCAAGUACAUACACUCGGGCAACGUUAUUCACAGGGACUUGAAACCGUCCAACGUGCUCCUGAAUGCACAAUGCCACUGCAAAAUCGCGGACUUCGGGCUGGCACGUUCGGUUACGCAGAUCGGUGAGGGCGACGGUGUAGACUGGAAGCGAUCCAACCUUGACGGACUAUGUCGCCACUCGGUGGGUACCGCGCGCCGGAGAUCCUCAUCAUAGCUUCAAAGAGGUACACGUUUAUUUGGCUUGCGCGUUUCCUUUCGCGCGCUCUCGCGUUUCCUGCUCUGUUUAUUUUUUUCCGAUGAUCUUUAUGAUCUUUCCGCGUGCGCGGACGCUUUUCGAAUAAGAGGAGAGGGAGAAAGUUCGCAAACACCAUCGUGAAGUUCUCACUUUAGAACGUUGUCUCUGUGGGUAGUGAAAAAAGUAAAAGAGUUCAUUUUCUUUGCGAACGCUAACUUUCGGAAACAUUUUCCGAGCUUGGCGUUUGUUAGUUUUCUUUUUUUCAUUCGCGAUCGUCGCAAAAUCUCGACGCUGGCGCAUCGAGUGGAUGAACUGGAUGAUUGCAAGCUUAAGGCGAUUGUGGAUGUACACCUGAACUAUUUGACAGACACGUGGACGGGGGCGACCGCGGCUAAGCGGCACGAGCUCGUGAAGAUCUCAACUUCCAGCUUGUUGCUCGCAAUCUUGACGCAGUUUGAGCCAAACGUGGGCACGGUAGCGUAAACCCUUCGGAGUUACCGGAAGUUUCCAACUAAGAAGUUAAUCUUGCUAUGUAAUUCGCAAGACUGCCGAGGAUAAUAAGACGAUGCAUAAUUGAGUUGAGUCGGGAGUAUUUGCACAGAGAGAGGGGGAGAGAGAGAGAGGAAGAAAGAGAGAGAGAGAGAGAGAGUGAGAGUGUGUGUAACCCGCAUCAUUUAGAAACAAUCACGUCGACCAAAAUGAACUCCGUUUGUGAAAACUGCGGCGUAACACUACAGUUAUUAAAUUAAUCUCGGAACGAUCCGUCACAGAGGAAAAACGGAUUGGUUUCAUUUAGUUGAAUUAUAAUUUGCUGGAUAAAAUUAAAUGUUAUAACUAAGCGAAUUUAUAGCUCGUACCGCAAAGAAAUUAUGUAUGGAAGUAAUUGCCCAAUUUGCUUACAGAACAAACCCAUUUUUACAGAUAUA